Porites lobata is the source of this 17836-nucleotide messenger RNA. The record is from the annotation of a GenBank genome assembly. Lineage: Eukaryota; Metazoa; Cnidaria; Anthozoa; Scleractinia; Poritidae.
AUGGGAUUCCCAGGAAAUAGCGGCAAGCAAGGCAAAAUGGGAACUGUAGGGCCAAAAGGCCAAGCUGGACAAAAAGGACAAAAGGGAGGCACAGGGUUCACCGGCGUGCCAGGAGCCAAAGGAGAUAGAGGCAUUAUAGGACCACCAGGGAACAGCAUCAAAGGACCUGUAGGACCAAAAGGCGAUGUUGGACAAAAAGGACAAAAAGGAGAGACAGGGUUCACCGGUGUGCCAGGAGCCAAAGGAGAUAGAGGCAUUAUAGGACCACCAGGAAAGAGCAUCAUGGGACCUGUAGGACCAAAGGGUAAUGCUGGACCCAAAGGACAAAAAGGAGACACAGGGUUCACCGGCGUGCCAGGAGCCAAAGGAGAUAGAGGUAUGAUAGGACCACCAGGAAAGAGCGGACGAAAGGGGAUCACGGGACCUAUAGGGCCAAAAGGCGAUGCUGGACUCAAGGGGCAAAAAGGAGACACAGGGUCCGCUGGCACGUCGGGAACCAAAGGAGAGCCUGGUCAAACGACGUCUAUUGUCGUGAGUGAGUGACAAAUGAAUAUAACACUAUCAAUAUCGACUUCCCUCUUUUACAACUAUAAAUCUUCCUUUUCGAUACCACUUUUUGCCAGAAAAAUUUUGCGUCAUCCAUAUCUCGGUGAGCAUUCCGUUGUCAGCCAAGCGCGGUCAUUGCACGCGUGCUGAACAUUUAAGAAUGCUGUAUAAUGACAGACUAGAAACAUCAAUAGACAACUCCCAAAGCACAAACUCAGGCAAAACGCUAAAAAUCUUCAAUGUUUACUCAAGUUUGGGCUUAUAGAAGAUAAUGUCACAGUUUCUCAAUGACCAUGAAAUUCAGAGUCCGGGUAGUUAGUUAAUCAAUUGUGGCCCUGAAAAAAUUUGAAGGAAAAAAAUACGAAUUUUUAAGAAAAUGCUUUUUUCGUGAGAAGGACUCUUAAACGCUGACAAACGUCAACAAAUAACAAAAACUAUAAUUUCUAUAUGUUUGCUUUGCUCGAAAUCGCGCGCAUUUACAAGGCCCUAAAGCGUUUUGCUGACUUGCAAGGACCCAUCUGUUAUAACGAUGCCCAAAAUAAAGGGAUGAAUCUCGUAGUUUAUUAGAUAUAAUCGUGUAAAGUUUGCUUAUAAUUUUUGCAUAAAUGAUAACCUAAAUUUGGAAACCGCUGAAUUUCUCGAAUUGGGUCUUUGCGAUUUUGGCUAAACUAUGUUCAGCGCAAGGCACUAAUGCGCACUAUGUGUAGCCGAGAGAUUUUCACAAAAAAAUGCCGGCAACAGCAGAUUUUCGACUCAGACAUCAAAGGGGCGUGGCAUUAUAACCACGUGACAUUUACUCCGAUCGCCGAAAAUUUUAUGUUAUAUUGUAGAUUGAUCUAUAUGUUAUCCAUUCUAUGUGUUAGACUUACGAUAAAAGUAAAGGUGGGGAUACCAGAGAGCUUCAAAGUAGGAUGGUACCCCCCAAAAAAACUGGGUCGAGCCGAACCUUAAAACGAUAGCAACGGUAAAAGAGCGGUUUACUUUUUUCUCUUUUGUUAUACAACAAAAAAUAACCUUUUAGCCGUUUCAUUUCAGAAAAUUUUGCUAGUAAUUGUUUAUUUCUUCACAAUUUGAAUUCAAAAAGGCACAAAUAAAUCUUUCGGAACCGCGAAGAUGCGUAAACGGAAAGCGACAUUCCGUCCACUUCGUGCCACCGGAAUGAAGGGACCACCUCAGAAUUUGAAACUCUGCACCAUUCCUUAUCUUUUUCGUCUGAGUCUUGCAAAUUUGCGAGGCAAAUUUUGAUGAUGUCAAUCGUGCGCCUCGCUACUCAAUAUACCAUAUUUCAAGCAAUAUUCAUGCAUGAUUAUUGAUGCAAAUUUUCGUUUAUUUUUGUUUGAGAACAAGAAAGUACAACAAAAAGUCCCAUAGUUUUAUGGUGGCACACAUUUAAUAGUUGACACCUUUAACGAAUCGUUUUCACGCGCUAGAUCCCUAAAUACUAGAACAUUAUCUUUUUGUCGAAGACUAGUCUCUUUUUCGAGUGAAAAUACACAUUUUUAGCUUGUACAAAUUGUCUUUAUUAUUUCAGAUCGAGAUUGUUUAACAUUACUAAAGUCAGGCCAUGCUCAGAGUGGAGUGUACUCUGUGAACCCGGACGGUAAGGGAUCCUUCAAUGUAUAUUGUGACAUGCGCACUGAUGGUGGAGGAUGGGCCGUGUUCCAGAGAAGACAAGAUGGCUCGGUAGACUUCUAUCGCGGAUGGAACGAUUACAAAUCAGGCUUUGGUCAGCUGACGGCUGAGUUCUGGUUAGGAAACGACAAGAUCCAUAGAUUGACGGCAGCUAGACCCAGUACUUUGCGAGUAGAGCUCGAAGACUGGAAUGGAGUAAAAGAAUAUGCCAAAUAUGGCAAGUUUAACGUUAGUGAUGAGCAAGCGCGUUAUCGACUCGAAGUGGGUUCAUAUUCAGGGACGGCGGGAGAUUCGUUAGCAUAUCAUAAUAACAUGGCGUUUAGCACAAAAGACAGAGAUAACGACUUAUGCCUCUAUACUUGUAACUGUGCUGUGUCUUACACUGGUGCCUGGUGGUACGGGGGUUGCUUCAAAUCCAAUCUAAACGGAAAAUACCUUAGAAAGAAUCUUUUUUACGGAACAGGUGUCGAGUGGGCCGGGAAGCGCUUGCUAUCCUAUUCGCUAAAAUUCACUGAGUUGAAACUUAGGCCGUCAUUAUAAUGUCCCAGUUUUAAUAGAAAUCUCUUUGCCCUUGACAGCACAAUUCAGUGAUAUUUAUUGUUAUAAAGAACUUUGAAUUUCAUUUAACUUAGAAAAGUAUCUAUAUUGAGCUGAAUUCAGUUAAAAUCAAAUGAAAAAUACACAAAUUAGCAAAAGCAUAAAAUUUGCUUUCUUUUAUUAAGCAUCAAUUUUAAUACAUAAUAGGAACCUGUAUUGUUACAGGGGUAAUUAGACUGUAUUUUGACUAACUUUCAGGGGACGACUCAAGAUUGUCGUCACGUAAGAGAGUUAAAAGCUAUUUCUCUCAUAUCGCGAAUUUUGAGUCCUCCCCGUUUCUUUUUUCCAUAGCCAUAGCCUUCCUUUUUUCCUCUAGCGGAGCGUACGAAAAAAAAAAAAAGAAGAAAGAGAGAGAGAAAAAGAAAGAAAAGUUAUAAGUAAAAGUGGUCUGCAUUUUUCAAGGGACCAUCUUUUGGAUGACUUUUAUAUGCAAAUUACCAGGUUCUCAAGAAAUCUUCAACUUGACUGCAAUUUCUCCUUCAUCAUACCCAAGCGACAAUGCUUACUUUUUGCCCCUUCUUUCGGAUUGCAAUUAAGGUUUUUGAGAACGUACUUGUUAGCCAAGGGUUUUCCAAAGUUCAUUUUUAGCUCAUGGAUGACGUAGUCAUGCCAUGGGCUUUUGGAGGCACUCGAAUGGCACUCGAUCACUCGCUGUAUUUUAAGAGAGAACACCGUUUACAUAAAAACCCAUAAAACGGCCAUAAAUCGACCCGUGGACUACACAGGAGAGACGUAACACACAUUCUAAGUAAGGGAAGCUGUCUUUCAUUGAAAUCCUUUCAUUUUCGUAGGUUACCGAAACGAUAGGUUUUUUUCCCAUACAAAUCCUUAUAUUUCGAAUGUUACGUAACAAUGCCGAUGCUCGCUGCGCCGAUGCUCAUAUUUCGAGCUUGGGCCAGUGCUUGGGCCAGUGCAUUUAGGUACUAUUAAAUCUGAUUUUGUAACUAGCUCCUGUCAGAACUAUUAUAAAGGUAAAAAAAUACAGAUCGCAGAUAUUUAAUUAAAUUACAGAAAUACUUAGCGAUAGAUGUACCAAAAGUUUAGUUCUGAAAUAAGAACUAUUUACAUAAAACUUUAAGAUAAGUCAAUAAGAUUAGAGCGCCCAAGAGCGCUGUUUUUAAUUUAGAAAUUUAAUGAAAACGAGAGGAAAUGGGUAGUUUUAAAAAACUGACUGUUUUAAAGAUUCUAAAAGGUUUAAAUUGAAAGCGAAAGGAUUUUUCUAAAAAAACCAGCGAAGACCAAGAAGAAGGCGAAGAAGACUGCUCGGUCGCUCGGUUGUGUGUAAUUAGCCGGGCACUCGCGUGAUGUUUUGGCGCGCUUUGUCACAGUCACAUGGACCCAGAGACCCUCCCACCGUGCUACUCGCGAUGACACUCGCGAUGCACUGUGCCUUCUCCCGGACGGAGGCAAAUUGUCUCUGUGACGUAAGCUUUGAGCGACCGUUAAUUACGUCACGUCCACGUGCCCGGUCAUACGCAUCCCGAGAAAGAAAACUCUGAUGGAAAAAGUUUAAAAUCAAACGCUUCCCUAGCGGUUGUGAUGAAGUCUGAAACUCCAGAAGCAUAGAAGAGAAGCACAAAUUAUCGACAGAUCCUUUGACGGCAAUUUUGGCGAGUUUGGACCAUUUUUAGGGGAUUUGUGGCGCUUGGAGCUAAGACUGUCGGCUUUAGAGUCCCCAUCCUUUGCAUUUUUCUUAAUACUGUUAGUACAACUCAAAUCUUAAAACGUCGAUAAAACGGCUUCCAAAUGGCUCUAGAGGCGUAGAGACAGUAAAAAAAAAAAACAAAAACAAAAACACAAGAUAAGUCAUUUUUAUUUCUAUUUUUGUCAAAAAGUGGAAUUUAGGACGUAUUUUGUUUAUUUUCAUACAGUCUCUUGUAAAUUCAAAGUCCAACGAACUCCCACAGAGUUUGGGCGGCCUGUGGUUAAACCGGUCAAAGCAGCUCAUAUUGAAGACACGCUGAGUCUUUUACUCAAUUGGUUACGCACUCCAUGCGUUGUUGUGGGUUUAUAAAUAAUAAUGCUUUUUUUUUUGUAUUUGUAAGACGAUGGAAGUGAAAUAAAUACAAGUGAGAAUAUUUUUUUCUUUCUUAGUAAAUGACAUUUCCCUUUGAAAUCCUGAGUCGAUUAACAUGUUAAGAGCAAGCGCCACGUCUUUUUAAAUGCUUGAGGGAACAUUGUGUGAGACAAUUAUUCGAAUUUCAAUCCAUUUCAAUUGAUCAAAAAAUAAAAAAGCCAAGUUUUAAACUCAACUAUUCAGUUGUUUAAAGCUACCUACAAGCAAUGUGCCAAAGCGUGCUAGACACUUGGGUACUUCUACGUACGCGCGAAGACAAAGAGAGGACAUUAGUCCAACGAGCUUACUACACACAUACCAUGUUUCCUUCGCGCCUUGGGCAUGCGUCUUGGUUCGUUACUAGGCCGCGCUUAUAUUACACCUCCCUUUUUUCAAAAGUACCGGGUACUCAUCGUCGCACUUGUUAAGUUUUGCCUUCAUGGUCUGCACUGCCCACUCGACCUCGCCAUUGGACUGUCCAUACAGUGGAGACGAUGUGACAUGUUCGAGCCCCCACAGAGCUGCAAACUCUUUAAGAGCGGAUGUCAGUAAAUAUCGACCAGGGGUCUACAAAAGUGAAAAAUCGAAAACCCUCAAAAAAAUUCACAAAGUAGCACUAGGUAAGCUAUUAACAUAAAUGUAAUAUUUACUUCGAUCCGAUAAUUAUUUUCCACGUACGGGGGGGUUAUUGGUUUCGCGGCUCUCCGACCGGGUUUUCCAGGCCCGAGACCAUGUGUCACAAAAAAAAAUUAAAAUUCAAAUCCAUUGUAAUGUGGACAACAAAUAACUUAUUCAGAAGAGUACUUAAUUGCACACAUUCUAAGUGGUGAUUUACUCAGUUUGAACGAAAGUGUAAUAUUUUGGAGAUUUUUCAUUAUUUUCAAUAUUUUGAACGUUUUCGUUCAAUGAAAAAAAGGAAAAUUUCAAAGCGCAAAAUCGUCGACUGGUACCUCGAUUUCAGCAUAGUUAUUAGAGGAGACUGGUUAUGAAAAGCGGCAAACAUCAAUGAUAAAAACAACAGUGUAGAAAUUUUAGAGAUUGUUUUGGUGCCGGUCUUAGUUUUCGUAAUUACGAAAACUAAGAGGGGUCUUAGUUUUCGAAAUUACGAAAACUAAUACCCCUAAAUUUACCGUUAAAUUUGACAUAAAACUUGGUGGAAAGGAUCGAACAUGAUAUAAUUUGACAGAUCAGACCUAUUUCGGUUACAAUUUGACUUUAUAUUUCGACGGAUUUGAUUUUAGGGGGUCUUAGUUUUCGUAAUCUCGAAAACUAAGACGGGUCUUAGGUCUUAGGUCUUAGUUUUCGAGGGUCUUAGUUUUCGUAACACCCUUUAAGACAUCGUCUUAUGACCGACUGUUAUUAGCAGCUCUGUUGUGUAAACGACUUUCACAUGCACAGUUCCCAACAAAUUUUUUAACUUGAAGGCAAUUCCUCAUCCAUUUACACCAGCGACAGAGCCUCAGUUACUUUUCCCUCUUUUACUACACGAUUAAGCUGAACUGAUACGUUUGUGUAAGUCUUUUAAUUAUUAAUUUUAAGAUUCUCCCUCUAAUUUAGACAGAAAAAAUACACAGAUGGAACGCGAGAAAACAGCGUUCUAACCUCAAACUUUUUAGCGGAUUAACGUGACUCUGUAGAAUAACAAAGACAGUAGGAAAGUGAAUAAAGCUACUUUUGAAAAAAGCCAUUUUUAAAGGGAAAUAAAGAUUUACAGUUUUUAUUGUUUUUACGCUAUUUACAUAAUGUUUAUAUUGGAAUUUUAAUUUGUAUAAGUACCUUACGGAGUAAUGUCAGAAAUAAAGAUAACAAGAAAUUAAGGAAUUAAGAUGUGCGCAGUCACCAAAGUAGCUAAUGCUUCCUGCUUGGUCCAAUAAUUGGUCAAUGGUCUUUUUAAUUUGACAUUUAUUUUAUACCUUAUGACACUCGAGGAUACCUUUUAGUAAUAUUAACCUUACUGUUUUUCGUUUUAGGUAAAACCAGGUACGGAACUAAAGCCUCCGCGUUUAAUCCAAGGUUUUGAGAUGAUUCAGCAUAUAUGAACGAUCCCAUUGCCUAUAUCAUGCGCAAAGCGUGCCAGCCUUAGAGAAACUGUAACUGUUCUGGAGGAAUAAUUUUCCAAGUCCUAAAUUAAUGAUUUCAAAUAGAGACGAGAAAACAAAAAAUCGAAAACGAUGCGCUGCUCUGCCAUCCAAUCUACAGGUUCAGGGAGAUUGUUCAAGCUUCCCUUUUAACGAUACUCCCACGUCGAGGCUUAAUUAGUUGGUAUUUUGCAGAAAUCAUCAAGAAGUUGUUUUCAAUUUAAGGUUGAAAAGAACUGCUCCGCUGUUUCGGCUGCUUUUGGAAAAGAAAGAAAAGGCGAGCACUCACAGUCCUCCCAUUAAAAAUGUAACAAACCAGAAUAAGGUUUUUUCUAACCAGGGGCUGGACUCGCAAUACUUUCAGCAUUUAAAUCCCGAGAGGUAGAUGUGAGUGGACUCGGGAAGUAUUGCAAUACAACACACGUACUAAAUGUAUUACUUGCUGUUUCUAUUAAUGUACACUUCCUGUAACAGCAAGAGAGAAUAUCCUCGCUCUCUUGCUGAACGUAAACGUAGACAGUAAAAUGUUGAUUUUUUUUUCAGUUUUUCAUUAACAAGUCGGAACGUGCAUGGUUUUGAAGCGGAAAACCGUUGUGAUAAGAUUAGAGUUUCAAAGAAUUUUCAAUAGCAAUGAACAUAAAACCUACCCGCCAGCUCCUCCCAUAAAAAAUCCCAACAGUUUACCCUAAGCAAGAAGUUAGUGUUGACAUUUAGUUAGAGGGAAGGGGUAGCUGGGUAGAAUCUAAUGCUGAUCCACUUAAGAUAUGCCGAAACGGAUAUGAACUUUUGCCUCCUUAGAAAAGGGAAGUGAAAAUAAUAUCCUUGAAUAACGCGUAAGUCCCUAUUUUUGACCAAAGUUAAGUAUAUAUCAUGUAACCGGUCCACGUACCAGACCGCCGAAACGAUAUUGAAACUCGCCAAUUCGAAAUGACGACUCCAAAACAACGCUUUCCUUCUCUUGCUUCCGCCAUAUCUGUUUUAAAUAUUGUUUUGUACUGCGUUGGGUUUUUAAGAGUUGAAUUAGAGUUGAACAAUCAAAAGGAGAGGUUAAACGCGCUUGAAAACGUGGCGAAGAGCAUUAAUCCCCAAUCCAGCGAUUCAAUCUUCAAAUUUUAACGCUCGCGCUAUGAAUGUUUUCUCAUUUUAUGCACGGAUUUUAGAAUUUCAUGCGGUCUCAAAGUUUUUGUUUUUGUUUUUUUUGUUUUUUUUUGUUUUUUUAGUUUUUUCCAACCUUUCUUGAAGUACAUUCAUAUGCAUAUGAAGGACUCAGGAAUCGCUGUAUGUUAUCUUAUGGCAAACAACACAAAAGGUUAAGGGGAUUAAGUCUUCUCGUUUAUACAUACUUCCAUACGUAUGGAAGCCUUCUUUUCAUACAAGAGUUAUAUUUUCCAAAGAAAGGAAAGAAAUGAGAUUUUUCCCGCGAACCUGACGUUUGACUCACGUCAUAUAAUCAAGGUCUUCCGUUUCUUGAUGUGACUGAGUUUAAAGGGUUGAGGUAGACAGUAAGUCCCACACUUCAAUGUAAGAAGCGGAAGACAGAGCUUUUAAAAUAAAACUGCAAGGAAAGCAUUUGCAUUCAAGACUACAGUAUUGGAUUUCUUAUAUAUAUUUAAUAAAACGCUAGAAGAUCCUUAUCAGAGUCGACUCAUCAUGAGUGACUCUAAAAAAUGGAACCAGUAGAAGGUCUUGGGCUCACAAUACUAAUAUUAGCACUGAAGCACACGUACCAACUUUGCGGUAUUGGCCAAUUCCUUACUCUUACCCACAAUCAUAUAUCACCCCGGCAGUGGCAGCCAUAUGAACAGCUGUUUCGCCGCCCUUAUUGGGGCUCAUCAGAAUGGCAUAGCCGUGCGUAUGAACCGGCGAACCAGUGUGUCAAAUUCUUUACCGCCGACGUUUGCACUUCCUUAAACGCCAGCUCCACCGUACACAAACUGUUGGUUGGGAACCGCAAAACAGUUUGGACUCACAAUGUUCUCUCAAAGGUUAGUUCAGUUCAGUAGACUGAGACGUUUUGCAAUACAAUAAAAGUACUAAAUAUAUUACCUGCUGUCAGUAAUAAUGACCCUGUCGGUAUGUCACUUCCGGAAACAGCAUAAGCGAGGAUAUCCCCUUUUGUUGAUAGUAUUGAUCUUUUCCGCCAAACAUAUGCCAAGAAAGAUAAGAUUUUGGAACUUUGCCAUCUUAUAGUAUAAGAAGGGAGUGAAAAUGAUCGAAACAGCACCAGGAUCAAGUAACAAGCUCACGCACCAAGUCUUCAGAUAAACAAGGCUUGUUUAAUUGAGGUUGUUACGCAUGAAAAUGACAUCGGCUCAAAAUCAACGCUUUCCGUCUUUUUCUACUACCAUCUCUGCAUUAGGUAUUGUUUUGUAUUGCGCUGGAUUUUUAAGAGUUGAACUAGAGUUGAAUAAUCAGAAGAAGAGGUUAGAUGCCCUUGAAAUCGUCGCGAGGACAAAACAACCAUUCAGCGAGCCACAUCACAGUAUCGUCAAGUUCAUCAAGGAUGCUCACGGUAUGUACUUUUCACCUUGCCUAAAGGCGGUAAAAAAAAUUCAUGUAUUCUGAGGUCUUUUGUCUUAUCCUAAAAAAACACUCGUGUUUACGAAAGUUUGUUCAAUGAGCCUGACUUUUAAACACGAGCGAAAACGUAAGGGAGUCAAUUCGUAAAACAAAACGCUUUUGCUUGUUGUCAACUAAGUGGCACUGAAAAAAAUAGCAAAGGUCAUUUCGACUUCCUUUGGCUUUAUUACUACUUCUUUUCUUUACACAGGCGGUGCGAAUGACUCUUCCAUACACAAAUACUCUGACAUGAUAAAAAUACAAAAGUAAUAUACCGUAAAAUUCCGAAAAUAAGCCCCUCCAUGUAUAAGCCCCCCAAACCGGUAACGCAAAAAACCCUCCGUUAAAUCGCCCCUCCAAAUAUAAGCCCCCGGGGGCUUGUACUUGGAAAACUGCCCUCAAAUACAAAGUAAAACAAAGCAAAAACGGCAAAUUUACUUUACGCUAUAAGUCCAAUCGAUUUUGAAACGCAAAUUUCCCUCCGUAGAUAAGCCCCUCCGAAUAUAAGCCCCUCCAAAAAUAAGCCCCUCAAAAAGGGCCUUUGAAAAAUAUAAGCCCCGGGGCUUAUUUUCGGAUUUUUAGGGUAUUUCAUGAUUAAACUAAAGAAGUAGUUUCACUUUUCCUAAGAAUUAAAAUUACCUCAAGGGCAUUGUUUUAGAUAAUAACGUUACAAGUCUUACAAGAGCUUGCUGAUUUUUGCUUGGAUUAAGGUCAUUAAAACUCAAACCAAAAUAGCGUCUUAAGAGCCGAUGUCUGUAAAUAUCGACUAGAGGUGGGAAAAAUAAAAUUUUGAAAAAGCCCAAAAAAAUUAUGUCGACUCCCCUAGGUAUUCUAGUAAUGGAAAUAUAAAUUUUAGUUUCAUUGGAUAAAUAUUUUGGCGAUACGGCGAACGUCAAGUUCGGGCGAUUGAUGGCCUCCGCCAGACCGCUUCUUCGGGCCCCUAGACCGGGCUACGAAAAGACCACGAUUUCAAUCGAAUUCAAGUGUCAUUCAACCCAAAAAGCUGCUUAUCGUAUUAAAAGGGGUUUAAUACACAUACUGAGCGGUCAUGUUCUUGAAUUGAUCGCAACUGGAAUAUUUUAUGGAUUUUUAAAUAUUUACAAACUUUUAAGGCUUUUACGCGACCAAUAUAUUGUCAGAUUUCAAAGGCCUAAAAUCACAUCCGAUACAUGAUUUCUAACAGAAAAAGAAAUUCUACGGUAAAAAGCAAUCUCUAAGCUUUCAAAAUAUGCUUUCAAAACUCUGGGCCACAUAUGAAAUGAAUUUUUGGGAACGUAAAUUCACAGAGCACUUGAGUGUAAUUUGACCUUUCUGACUCGACAGUCAAGAGGUUCGGCGCGACACAAAUAAUUCCUCCAACAAAUGUUUCAGCCAAAAUACGUUUAAUUUAGGCAAUCUCAAGUCCCACAGUGAUACAUAGAUGGUUCAUAUACAUUAGGUGGAAAGUUGUCAGCCGUAAAGAACUAUUUCUCUGGCCUUCGGGUGCAGUAGUUGAACUCGCCUCGCUAAUGUAAACAUUUGGGUCAAGUUCUUAUCACGAAACAGCGAAGUUUUCAAAAUCUACACCAACCAUCUAUCCUGUCUAGUAGAUAAUCAGGUCUACAAUUUGUUUGUUUGUAUCUUGUGUCCUUGUUUCACUUCAUUCCCACAAUGAAACUGUGACAUGCAAACUACAGAGCAACGAAAUUCCCGCUCGCUCGACAUGUCACGUCCCACAUGAAACUUGAUUGCGUUACGUAAACACGACACAGCGAUUUUUUCUGAGUUGUGAAAAAAAAUCCAUUUCAAUCUUACAUGUUGUAGAUAUGCCAUUUGAAUGACCGACAAUCUGAAUUUUUUUUUUUUUUACCGUGCAAUUUUACCAGACUUGUAGGAUUCCUGACGAAACGAAAAAAAUCUUAGGACCGAAAAUUAAUCCCCCAAAUUUUCAAGCCCUAAUUUCUCCAAGCCUUGAAACUUUUCCGUGAAGGAUCAAUGUCAGGAUCAGUAAAUGUUUGUGGUUGGCUUAUUCAUCGUACCAUCCGCUGAAUUUUACUUUUUCUCAUCUGACAGUCUGAACUGGGCGGUCAACAUUAGUCUAACAUUGUACACGUGCGGUACUACACCAAUCAGGUUGUUUUGAAUACCCUUUGAGAUUCCUACUGAAAUCAAGCUACCAAAAUUUUUAUUUUCCAAAUUUUCUUAUCCCCAAAGAAAUCCCGUGAUGAAAAUUUUCAAAACAAAAAAGAAAUCCCUUUAUCAUCUCGGUAACUUCAACUCUCCCCUCCCCCUCCAAACCCCGCCUGGGACCGGGCCUAGGGUCAGAUAUUGUUCUUUUUGGUUGUUGGUAGUGGUUCGACAUUUUUCCCCCUUCCUAUGUUUGUCCUGGUUUCUGUCAGUUUGAAAAUAUCCUAAUGCGUUGUGCAAUUGUAUCGCUAUAUGCUGUAUAAGGCUAGUGUAAAGCACAUGUCAAGUAAGGGCGUCCUACCACGGUCUUAACUAGCGAUUGCGGUGUCGAUAUUUAUAGAUUUUUGGACCGUCUUGUUUUACUAAGUUUACUCUAGUGCUGAAAAUAAACCAGCAUCAUUGCCAGCUAGUACAAUUGUGCUUGCUUUUGUGUGGCGAUACAGCGUGCAAAAAUGGAGCUUUGGGUGGGUGAUCAGUGUGGUUCAAGUAAUAAAUAACCGAGUACACAGUACGUGCGCUUAGGAGAGACCAACUGAUCAGUUAAGUUCUACUUUACAGUCAGUUCUGCAUCAUGCCAUUGAACUUGCGUAGGUGCCUACACAUCUUCGAACUCAUUAUGGAAGAAUCAGUGUAACACGAACAAAUCUUUAUCUCCCCCGCCCCUGGUCCGUUAGACACUUAAGUCUAUAGGAAAUAGCUUGAUGACCUAGGGAUACGUGACCACUGAUACAACUAGUGGUGUGAGAUAUAAACAACAAUAAUAAUAAUAAUAAUAAUAAUAAUAAUAAUAAUAAAAAUAGCCAGAAACGCGCGCAUUACAGUGUAAUGCAUUUAUAGCUCUACAACCCUGGUCAAAACGUCUUGGGACACUUGAGGAAAUUAGGCACAAAGACGCACUUUGCUAAAUUAACUCAUAUUCUACCUCUUAAAAAAGCUUGGGGAUGUUGUUAUAAGGGGCUAUUUCUGCUGUCCCCCUAUCCCCCAAACAGUGUUGAUUGUGUUGAAUUAAGACUUGAAUGCAUAACGUCAACAUUGCACCGUGGGGAAAGGGGGAAGGGAAGGUGCCUCAAUUUGACGAGCUAUUGCGUUAGUGUGCCAAGAGUUUUGACCAGGGUUGUAGCUUGCAAACUACGCUUUUGAACCCCAUUCCUUGCAGAUAACUCAGCGUUGGAGAUAAUAGGUUUUUUUUUUUUUUAUCAUAAUGUUUACUUGCAUUGUGACUACAGUAGUGCAAUUGGUCGACAGCUUAAAGUUAGAUUAAAAAAAGUACCUAGCCUGCCAGCGAUAUUGCACUCGUCAUGCAGUAGCAAGUAGACAUGUACUAGCUUAGACCGAGAGUGCACUAUCAAAGAUUGGUGUCGCAAGCGCAAUAUCAGACAGUAGCAGGAUUUUCUACAUGUAAUUUGGGUGACUUCAUGGGUUUGCGUAAGAAUUGUUUUUCCGCUAAACCUCUGGUAAUCAUAGAAUGUUUUUCCCUGACAUACAAAGCUAUUGUAUGGUAGGUUUUUUCUUGUAAGACUUUUUUGUGCUCAAAAUCAGACUUCAGGAUAUUUUUUUCUCAAAUCACCUCUUCCAUCCCCCCGCCUCCUCUCAAAAGUCAAAUGCCUGGCCCCUUAUAAGCUCUUUGCACAUGAUAGGCCAUACUAGCGUGUUGCAUAAUCACUGCGAAACAUAUUAGGGACCGGUCAUUAUUUAUCCCCUGGGGAUCAUUCGUAACUAAGAACCCAAAAGGGGGGACCGCUGAAAACUUUGGAAGGAUUCAGAGAGGGGAGCACUCAAAUUUGCCUGGAAAAUGAAGACAUGUGGUGGGGGGCUAUCGUCAUCAAAAGUUAUUAACCGGGAUCACUUCAGGGAAGUAACAUUCAAAGGGGAGGUCGGCUAGUAUUCACCUUGUUUAGCCCCAAGUCCUGCACCCCGUCCCCCCCCCCGGCGAUAAAUAAUGACCAGUCGCUUAGGUUAUAUCAGGACGGGGGAAAUGUGUUGAACUAAAACAAACAACAAAACAAACAAACGAACAAACAACAAGAAAGAACACGUAAUGUACAUAUCGCGGUUAGAAACGAUCGGAGAUCACAAGCCUGAGAUCGGAAAAGCUGCAUGGUAAGAAAAUAAUUGAGAUUGUUUGGAACACCUAAAGCUAGUUUUUUUUUUUUUUUUUUUCACAAUUCAGCAAUGUUUACGUAACGCAAUCAGGUCUAAAACGGCCCCUUCCCGUGACACGUGACUUGUCGAGGGAGCGGGAAUUUCUUUGCACUGUAGUUUCAUUGUGGGAAUGAAGUCAAACACGGAAACAAGGUACAAACAAACAAAUUGUAGACCUGAUUAUCUACUAGACAAGAUAGAUAGUUGGUGUAGAUUUUGAAAACUUCGCUGUUUCGUGAUAAGAACUUGACCCAAACGUUUACAUUAGCGAGGCGAGUUCAACUACUGCACCCGAAGGCCAGAGAAAUAGUUCUUUACGGCUGACAACUUUCCACCUAAUGUAUAUGAACCAUCUAUGUAUCACCGUGGGACUUGAGAUUGCCUAAAUUAAACGUAUUUUGGCUGAAACAUUUGUUGGAGGGAAUGAUUUGUGUCGCGCCGAACCUCUUGACUGUCGAGUCAGAAAGGUCAAAUUACACUCAAGUGCUCUGUGAAUUUUGCGUUCCCAAAAAUUCAUUUCAUAUGUUGCCCAGAGUUUUGAAAGCAUAUUUUGAAAGCUUAGAGAUUGCUUUUUACCGUAGAAUUUCUUUUUCUGUUAGAAAUCAUGUAUCGGAUGUGAUUUUAGGCCUUUGAAAUCUGACAAUAUUUUGCUCGCGUAAAAGCCUUAAAAUUUUGUAAAUAUUUAAAAAUCCAUAAAAUAUUCCAGUUGCGAUCAAUUCAAGAACAUGACCACUCAGUAUGUGUAUUAAACCCCUUUUAAUACGAUAAGAAGCUUUUUGGGUUGAAUGAUACUUGAAUUCGAUUGAAAUCGUGGUCUUUUCGUAGCCCGGUCUAGGGGCCCGAAAAAGCGGUCUGGCGGAGGCCGUCAAUCGCCCGAACUUGACAUUCGCCGUAUCGCCAACAUAUUUAUCCAAUGAAACUAAAAUUUAUAUUUUCAUCACUAGAAUACCUAGGGGAGUCUACAUAAUUUUUUUGGGCUUUGUCAAAAAUUUUAUUUUUCCUGCCUGUGGUCGAUAUUUACAGACAUCCGCUCUUAAUCACUGAGCUAGGAAAAACUGACCCAACAAAACGACAUGAAUUAGGAACAAAAUCUUGGUAACCAUUGUGACGAAAGAAAAAUUAGUAAUCAACCCUCAGCUAAGAAGAAGGAGUCGUGAAAUUUGCGAAAGUUUUAUAUUACCGGUUUUCUUAUAAUAAAAGCUUGAUGGAAGGAACCAUAAAUCGAACUGACGAUUUCUUAUUCUUAUCGGCAGAUUUUUUCCCCAACGAGCAUUAUCGAAGCAAGCGACAUGCAAAUUCAGCUAAUGAUACGAGAGAAGCGAAAACAACAGCCGUCAUGAUUAAAGAAUUGCACAAUAUUUUAUCAGAGGGGAGGAUCCGCCUUUGCAAAUCAACAAAUGAGGCGUGUCAGACAGGUCCACCCGGACCGAGGGGAGAGAAGGGAGAGCGAGGACGAAAAGGGAAGAGAGGGUCAAGUGGAAGCAAGGGAGACAGAGGUAUUAUGGGAUCACAGGGGAAAAGUGGACCCGUGGGACCAAAAGGUGAUGCUGGAAUAAAGGGGAAAAAAGGAGACACAGGGAUCGCUGGCGUGCCGGGAGCCAAAGGAGAGAGAGGCACUACGGGACCACUAGGAAAGAGUGGCAAACAAGGCAUCAUGGGACCUGUAGGGCCAAAAGGUGUUCCUGGACUCAAAGGGCGAAAAGGAGAUAAAGGUAUCGCUGGCAUGCUGGGAGCCAAAGGAGAUCGAGGUGUUAUUGGAUCACCAGGAAAAAGCGGCAGGCAAGGCAUCAUGGGACCUGUAGGGCCAAAAGGUGUCCCUGGACUCAAAGGGCAAAAAGGAGACACAGGAUCCGUGGGCAUGCCGGGAACCAAAGGAGAGCCUGGUCAAACGACUACUGUCGUGAGUGAGUGACAAUAUAAGACUAUCAAUAUCGACUUCCCCUUUUUUUCAACUAUUCUUCUUUUUCAAUACCACUUCUGCCAUAAAAAAUUUUGCGUCAUCUAUGUUUGACCAAAAUUCCACCCAUAUAUCUGUCUGGAUUUACAAAAAGGUGCCUACAGAAAUUUCAAGUGUGUUUUAACAAUUUGACACUUGAGGUGAAUUAAAAGCAGUUGAAAGUCGCUAGUUAGGGCUUAAAACAGACAAAGUAAUCGCUGGCACCUAGAAUCCACCUUUCUUGAACCCACCAUCAACACUCACAAUGCUUUUUUAUGCUUGUACUACGCAAUAUUCGUAUAACACGAGCGCCACGACAUACCUGAAAUCUGUCUGUCAACAACUUCAGGAAAUCACUCAUUAUUUAAAACCACGUUCGUGGCACUGAUAAAACUAUCCACAACCAACCAGGCACAAUGUUUCCACACUUAAAAGUGGCGAAAUCUCAUCAAAUUACUCUCUGUCAAUAACUCUCGCUUUCUCCACACAAAUCAUCACAUGUAAACUUUGCGGACACAGUCGAUUUAUUCAAGAUCCCGGAUGUAAACGAGCCGUUUGGAAGGGACACAUAGAGGCCGGCCUUCAAAACAAUUUUUAACUAGGCCUCUGGUCUGGUCAGAAAUCAGCUUCAAUUGCGCUCUCGCCGAAAAGAUUUGACUCCCACCAAACUACUUUUUGAGGCCAGAGACUCGUCACCGCCCACAUCAAAGCUGGCGAUAUGACACCUUUCCGUCUCAAGCCCGAGAUCAGUGUUUCACCCGUUUAGCCAAAAUGAGACGAAAUGCGGUAACAUAUGGGACAAGGGCAGACUUUGCCAAUCGUGAGACUUGUUCCUUCAUAAGGCUUAAUGAUGCCUUCUGUAAAACUUUGCUGCAGGCGGCCAAAAAGAAAUCUAGAAAAUAAACCGACCACGGAAAACAACUUCUACAGCGCGCGCUGAUUUCAAAUGUCAUAGUGUUUUAUGAGAAGGAGAGAAUUAUGGCAAAUGAUAGGUAGGGGGGAGGUGGUGAAAAUGUAAACAGCAUAAUUAACACGUGCUUUUUUAUCUACUGCAGCUUGUUAGGGGAUUUUUGUACUGAAAAUACCAUUUAAAAAAAAAGAAAAGAAUGGUCAAGUCCUGAAGAAUCCUCAAAUGAGACUGUUGCUAAAAAAUCUUGGAGGUACCUUUUUGCAAAUCCAGACAGAUAUAUAUCUUUAUAAUUCAGAAAACGUUCAUUAGUUGAAAUCAAAGUAUUCCUUUUCCUGCUGACUAUCCAUAUUGUUUUAAUUCUCAAAAAGAUUUCAAUGGCUUACCUAAAACACUUUCAAAAGGCCCCUGGAAGAAAAGCAUUUGAAACUAGUCUUAACUAUGGAUCAUUAUUGGUCUUAACAACUAUGAUUACAGAGGAAAAUGCUUUUUCGUGUUCUUUAAGUUGAAAACCCGCCAUGAAGUAGCUGGAGUGACGUUUAAUUGGCUACUUGAGCUUUCUGAAAUACUCUGAAACAUUGCUGUAUGCUUAAGUCAACAACAAUAAGAGGUAGGAAAAAUAGCGAAACGCUACACUCUACUUCUUCAAACAAACUGCAUAUGUAUGGCCCCCUCAGACUCAGGCGAGUAUUCACGUACUUACUAAAAAGAUAGCUAGGAUAAAAGAAAGGUUUAAUUUUUUUCUCUUUUGUUAUACAAAAAAGAAAAGUUUUAGCCGUGUCAUUUCAACAAAUGUUCUGGCUAGUAAUAAACAUAACUUAGUUGGGGAUAAUCAGUAUUGAUUCUAGGUAAGAAAUGAAAUUCCCCCUCUCAACAAAAACAGUUGUUAAAGCGAUGUACCUGUUCAACGCAGAAUUCCUUAUUUCUUCGCAAUUUGAAUACAAAAAGGCACGAAUAAAUCUUUCGGAACCGCUAAGAUGGGUAAACGGAAAGUGACAUUCCGUCUACUUUUUCCCAACAGAAAUGAAAGGACUACCUCCGAAUUUGAAACCUUAACUUUGCACCAUUCCUUAUCUCUUCCGUCUGAGUCUUGCCAGGGAUAUGCAAAUUUGGCACCGAUGUCAAUCGCACACCUCGCUAUUCAACAUACACAAACCCUAUUUCAAGUAAUAUUUAUUCAUCAUUAUCAGCACAAAAUUUCCGUUAUUUUUGUUUGA